Messenger RNA from Dendroctonus ponderosae (mountain pine beetle), 2878 nucleotides. RefSeq names its product superoxide dismutase [Cu-Zn], chloroplastic. The record is from RefSeq and is a predicted model, not a curated record. The transcript has 4 exons. Gene Ontology annotation, molecular function: copper ion binding. Gene Ontology annotation, biological process: removal of superoxide radicals. Lineage: Eukaryota; Metazoa; Arthropoda; Insecta; Coleoptera; Curculionidae. The coding region runs from base 227 to 910 and encodes 227 amino acids.
UUAUUAUCAAACAUCCAAGAUGUUCAGCAACUACAUUCACGGUUGAUGUGUCACGGCGAUUUUUGUAUCCUUUGUAAAUGCUAUUUAUACUGCGCUUACUCAGCUGCUGGUUUAUUUAGUGGGAAUACCUACCAUUGAUAAGAAUCUUCCUAACAAUAUUAUUUUAAAUUCUAUAAUUGCCUCCGUAGUACUUGAGAAACGUGACGGUGCUGCUACCACACUUACCAUGUGCUUAAUACAGGUUUUGAGUAUAACUAUUUACAUUGGCGGUUCUUUAGUGAAUGGAGCGGCUCUUAACGGUGUUGCGAACAGCAACGAAAUAAUUGGGGUACCCGGGAAAGGAAAGUUACUAAAUGUUAAAUCAUAUCCGCCCAUUGAGAACUACCAAAGUGGACUCUAUGAGGUCUAUCAAGAACCGUAUUAUUUGGGCAUAAAUCAACAAGCAGCUGUAGCUGUACUAGUCAGCGAAGAAGACGAAGGUGUGAAAGGAGAAGUCGUUUUUGUCCAAAAACAUCCUCCAGUUGGGCCCGUUUUUAUUAGAGGAAAUAUUACUGGAUUGACCCCUGGAAAGCAUGGACUUCAUAUUCAUCAAGCGGGGGAUUUGCGAGAGGGGUGUGAAAAAUUAGGUGGCCAUUUUAACCCGUACUUGAUACAUCAUGGUGGUCCUCGAUCAUCAGUUCGGCACAUUGGAGACCUGGGAAACGUAGAUGCUAAAGAGGACGGAGUGGGUGAGAUCGUGGCUAUAGAUCCUCUCAUGUCUCUCUCAGGGGGUCCUAGAGGAAUAGUUGGACGUGCGCUAGUAGUUUCUGAAAACGAAGAUGAUCUGGGCCAAGCUGGGAACGCUAACAGCCUUGUGGACGGCAACGCUGGGAAGCCAGUUGCUUGUGGAAUUAUAGCGUAUAUAAGAUGAAAGGCUAUGAAAUAUAAAGGUGCUAGUCACCUUGAGUUCUUCUAUAUUCGCAGAAUAAUUAUUCUAUUCGACCCUACAGAUAGAGUUAAUACAUAUACUACUUCCAAGAACAUCACAGGCGUAGGUUAUCACAUAGGUGAAAUAUCAAUAUGUAUUAAUUAAUAACCUAUCAACAGUUAUUAAAUGUUUUCACGACAAUUAGGUAAUAUAGAGAGUAUAUAUUUUUUAGUUUUACUGCUAGGUAUGUAUGAUUCAGUAGACGUAGCACUGUCAAAUAAUUGGCCAUCAUAAGAAAAAGAUGGAUGUUAGAAAGCCUUUUAUAGCUCGUCCUCAUCAAAAAAUUAAUUUAAAAACAGGGUUUCUACUUAACAAAAUGUCAACGAAUACGUUUACCGCCCGUGAAAUAUAUUUCUAUUAUUACUAUAGUUUCCGUCAUCCACGUGCACAAUGAGAUGAAAGCCAUCUUCAGUUAAAUUAUAAUCCAACUGCUUUUGCUCCAAAUACCGAACGAUUAUUGGUCAACUUCUCGAAUGGUGAACGAUUGUGUGCUACUGGUUUUCAUUCAAUUUUCUUGCUUUAUCCUAACUUGUGUGUGUAGCUUAAGUGUAUUCGCAUUAAAAUGUCCCCAGGAAGAAAUUUAAGUGAAUUUGAUGCGGUCAAUAUUGCCACCUUGUUGGAAGAAGGGUAUUCCCAACGGGGGGUCGCCCGAAGGUUAGGUGUUCAUCACACUACCAUUGGUCGAUGACUUCAGAGUUUUAGGGAAACAGGUUGCCAUGCUAGACGACCAGGGCAAGGCCGACCAAGAUCCACAAAUCAAGUGGACGAUCGUUUUAUAGGAUUACGAACGAUACGAUACUGAGAAAGUAUCGAUACUUACUCAAAUGGGUAGUACCCAAAUCAUCUUGCGAUACUACUCAUAUGAGUAUUCUAAAAGUAUCGAUACUUACUCAAAUCAGUAACUUACUGAGAUAGUAACUUAAUGAGAUACUUACUCAAAUGAUUACCAAAUCGUCUUGCAAUACUGCUCAUAUCAGUAUUCUGAAAGUAUAGAAACCUUAUUAUUAUUACCUGCUCCCAAUUUUAUUGACUGACUCGAUAUUGAGCGACUCUACGUUUAAUCCUCAUAAACACAUGUUAAGUAUACAUUUUCGAUGAGUUUUUCAAGACCGAAAUUAACUGUUACCGUGAAUUGUAAUUGUAAAACAGACGUUUAAAUAAGGGAUUGUAAUAAAACUCAUGGAAUAUAAAUUAAUGCAUUUAUUGCCAUAAGGUAAACAAAAAAAUAUUAUUUCUGAAGGUUUCCCAAAAAAACAGUUGCUGCAUUAUUUAGGGGAAAAGCUUUUUCUAUUGUGAGUCAUAACAGCACCAGCUUUAGGAAAUAGACAUUCACUUAUAAAAGUUAGGACAUGCCGUUUGCAUGUCUCCCAAUGGGUCACUUUUCAAAGAUAUUAUUCAGUUCCAUAUUGGUUUGACAUCGUCAAUAAGUUUUAAAAGUGACUGUUCAGAACCAUUAAUACGUAUCUUGCUUAUUCAACGCAUAAUUUCACGAACCUUAGAUAUAGCUGUUUCCACACUUGGUAAUUUUAAAGCCUCUUCAACAAUGUGAUUUAUGUGAUUUAUUGUGUGAGCCGAACAGGGCAAAUAUUUCAUUGAGCGUACGAAUACCUAGAUAGAGCAUAUGCAUUUUACUAUUUUGAUGAAAAUGACAUGACACACCUAAGAAACCUCGCGCGUUCAUUGUUUCUGCCCAAGUGGCUAAUCUGACACAAAUAUUGUCAAUCUUUGACAAAAUUUAGCUUUAGCUAUAGCUACACAAGCUUCAUAUUUUUCUUGGGUCAUCUUUUUUAAAUAAGCUGCACUAGGUUGGUACCUUAAAAUUAGGUUGAAGCACUUUCAGAAGGCGUAAAAAUCCUUCUCCUUCCACAAUGUAGGAAGGCAAUAAUUGCAAACAAUAAACGCUAAAGCCUG